Molecule: messenger RNA, 1476 nt
Organism: Mercurialis annua (annual mercury)
Lineage: Eukaryota; Viridiplantae; Streptophyta; Magnoliopsida; Malpighiales; Euphorbiaceae
Exons: 2
Coding region: 1-1476 (491 amino acids)
Molecular function (GO): catalytic activity
Source: RefSeq, a predicted model, not a curated record
AUGAUUGGUGCUUGGAAUAUUAGGGGUCUAAAUGAUCCCAUAACGCAAUUAGAGGUGAAGAAGCUCAUAUGUACUCAUCAGCUCUCUCUAAUUGCGAUUGUGGAAACAAGUGUGCGAGAGGUUAACAUCAAGAAAGUUUAUGACAUUAUGAAUCUGAAUGGAUGGAGGUUAGUCAACAACAAUGAUUGUUGUUCCUUGGGUAGAUUAUGGAUCCUGAUAAAAAUGGAUAUUUGGUCAGUAAUAGGUGUUAGUAAAACUGAUCAAAUGAUUCACUGUGAGGUGGAGAAUAAUUGCACGAAGUUCAAUUGCACAUUCAUUUAUAGUGCCAAUGACCACCUGAAAAGGAAAGAGUUAUGGAAGGACCUAUGUAAUAUAACACUGAAUCAGGAGAUGGCAUGGGUAAUUCUUGGAGACUUAAAUGCUAUUCUUAGAGAUAGUGAGAGAAUUGGUGGCAACAGUGUUAACCAGGGUGACUCUGAGGAAUUUCAGGCUUGUAUAGAUGAAUUUAACUUGCUGGAAUUGAAGUGGUCAGGUAACUUGUUUACAUGGACCAACAAUCAGGAUGCUGUUAGCAAAAUAUGGAGGAGAUUGGAUAGAGCAUUAGUGAAUGAGGAGUGGAUGAACAAAUUCAAUAAUGUAGAGGCCAGAAUACUCAACCAAUGUAUUUCUGACCAUGCUCCUAUUAUUAUUGGAUUUAAUGAGUUUGUUGUCAAUCAACCUAAGCCUUUUAGAUUCUGUAAUAUGUGGACAGAAUGUAAGGAGUUUUUAAAUAUUUUAAGGAAUGUUUGGAGUAAACCUAUAGGAAGCCACCCUAUGUUUAGAAUUGUGCAAAAGCUUAAAAUGUUGAAGCAUGAUUUAAAAGAUCUUAAUAGGUCCAAUUUUUGUGAUAUUUCAUUACAAGUUGAGAGGGUGAGGAAGUUGCUGGAGGAGAUUCAAUGUCAAAUUCAUAAGAAUCCUUUGGAUCCCGAGCUUUUAGAUGAGGAGUUAGCAGUUGGUAGUCUUGUUAAGAAACUACUCAAGUGGGAAGAGAAGAAUGCAAGUAACAAGAUUAGCCAUCUUAAGGUUAAUGGAGUGAUUAUUUCUGAUCAAGAUGAGAUUGUUAGAAGCAUAGUGGGGUAUUAUAAAAGUCUGUUUGGCACUAAUAAUGCUUGGAAUGCUAGUAUAGAAAACAGGAUCUUAUCUAAUGGGAAUCUGGUGUCUGUUGAAGAUAGCAUUAAUAUGUGCAAACCUGUAUUAAACUCUGAGAUCAUAGGGGCAAUUUUUGAGAUUGGGAGUGAUAAAGCUCCUGGAGCUGAUGGAUAUAACAGUGUAUUUUUCAAGAAAAGUUGGGAUAUAAUAGGAAGUGAGGUCUGUGCUGCACUUAGGGAGUUCUUUGAUUCUGGCUGUUUGUUGAAGCAGAUCAACACUACUAUUAUAACAAUCAUACCUGAGGUGGAGAAUGCUAAGAAUAUGAGUGAUUUCAGGCCAAUAUUAUGA